AGGAGCUGGAGCUGGCCGUUCUCUGCUGCAAGGCGCCGUUGCGGGAAUUCUACCGCCGUGCGGGCUUUGGCUGUGUUGGUUUAUCGGCGUUCGUGCACGGGCGCGAUCCGUGGUGGGACAUGAAGAUGGUCCUCGCAGAGGAGGAUCUGCUUUUCGGGCAGGCGCUCUUGAAGGGCGUGAAAGGUGACGUGGGGCAAUUGGUGUCGACAGUUCUAUCGAUCGAAGUGGCGUCCUAUCCAGCGGACGAGGCGGCGACGCUGGAGUCGCUGACGUUCAGGAUGACCGAGGUGCCGGAGCUCUUCCUCGUGGCAUACGAAGGCGCCGAGAUCGUUGGCUACAUCUGCGGGACCCGCGGGGACGGUGACCACUGACGGAGGAGGCCCGUGGCCGGAGGAGCAAGAGAUCAUGAUAAUGAUACGUUCCGAGAUGUCCAGGUUUCAAGAAUUUGCCAUAUCUACUAAUGUUCCGCACCAGCUGCCCGCCAGACACUCUGGAAAGCCUGGAACGUAUCCUGAGCCAAUUUUGUUAUGACAUCGUUCUCGCCCUACGUGGGUCGCAAACGAACCGCGCAAACAUAUAAUUUUUCAGAGCUCCGCGCGGAUUUCUCGGAUCGGCGCUGGGCCCCCUUGGCGGCGCCUCCGUCGCCGCCCCAGGCGCGCUCCGCGCGCCAGGGAGGGGAUCCACGCGGACUUCGGACAGUUUAUGUUUAUGCAGUUUUUUCUCCUCUAGUGGGCGGAAGCUACAUCCGUAUCCACGGUCUCGCGGGCCGGGCCCCUGGUCCGCGCCCGCUUGGAUACGGCGCAUUUUUGCGCAGAUGCCCCG
Messenger RNA from Prorocentrum cordatum, 822 nucleotides. NCBI's taxonomy places the organism in Eukaryota, Dinophyceae, Prorocentrales, Prorocentraceae. The record is from the annotation of a GenBank genome assembly.